UGCAUGCGAGGCGCAAUAAAGGCAGUGGAAUAAAAAACAAACGGAAACCAAGAUCAGUGAGAGGGCAAAAGACAAGUAAGUGCAACAAAAUAUGGUACAUGCAAUCUAUCCUAUCCCAGUAGACUAACGGAUGAAAAUGGCGUGCGGGUGCGUUCCCUAAUUACUGAUUACCCUCCCACUUUUAAUUGCCACCACAGAUCGGCUAUAAAGCCCUCCGCGGCCCCGACAGCUCGCAGUACUAUAUUUUCGAUCGGCCAUCAUGAAUCAGUGGAUUAUCGCCAUUAUCCUGCAGGCUCUGGGUCUGCUCCUACGAGAAGAUCCUGUUUCCGCGAUGACCAUGGACCAGUUCGUCACUUCACUGGACACACUGCGCGCAGGUUGUGCGCCAAAAUUUAAAAUCGAAGCCAGCACCCUGGAUAGACUGCGAAUGGGGGAUUUUAGCCAGGAGGCUUCUCAGGAUGUGAUGUGUUACGCCAAGUGCAUUACUCUGAUGGUGGGGACGGUGAACAAGAAGGGGGAUUUCAAUGCCGCCAAGGCCCUCGCCCAGCUGCCGCAUCUGGUGCCGGCCGAGCUGCUCGAUGUGUCUACGCGGGCCAUCAAUGCUUGCAAGGAUGUGUACAAAAACUACAAGGACUCGUGCGAGAAAGUCUACCAAACCGCCAAGUGCGUGGGGGCGAACGGCGAGGGAAAACUAAUGUUUCCCUAGGUCACGUCCCGAAAAGCAUCCCGAUAAGAAGCCAAAAAGCGAAAGGUUACUGGACCACAGUGCGUAUACUUACUCUGGCGCUUCUCCUUGCCCUGCAAAAUGGAAGUCACAAGUGUUUCCAGUUAGUUUAUGCAAAUAUAACAAGCGAAAUAAAAUAUUCAUAGUCAA
Messenger RNA from Drosophila bipectinata, 874 nucleotides. It is a transcript of the gene lush, whose product is annotated as lush. Gene Ontology annotation, biological process: olfactory behavior; sensory perception of smell. Lineage: Eukaryota; Metazoa; Arthropoda; Insecta; Diptera; Drosophilidae. Gene Ontology annotation, molecular function: odorant binding; dibutyl phthalate binding. Gene Ontology annotation, cellular component: extracellular region. The record is from RefSeq and is a predicted model, not a curated record.